AUGGUUUUAUUGAUCAAUGUCAUUCUACUAUUUUUCCAUUUGUCAAAUUGUGAAUGGACUUCUAUUACAUCUUACCUCACAUAAAUAAAAACUUUGAUUUUUCGAAGACUAACGAUUGCUAUUAGUAUUCUGAAGGGUUUAAUGAAAAGAAAGAGUCAAGUAAAACAACUGCAAAUUUUAUAAAUUGUACUUAAUAAGGAAGCUACAUAACACUUAACAACUAUUCAUCAUCAGCUUAAUAUUAUAAAUCUUAGUAUAUUGUGGUUAAAUAUUUUUUAUAACUUUUGAUCUCAUAUUUUUUGGUAUUUGGAAUGAGCUAGAGAAUUUGACAUAUUCAAUCAAUAAUUAAAAAUAUGCUUGGAUUUAUAAUAAUUUCAUGGAAAAAGUUGAAAUAUAAAAGGGAUUUUGUGAUUCAAAACAGGCAUUUAUAUAGAGUGCUAAUUUUACAAUUAAUUAAACUUCGGCUAAAUGA
Paramecium pentaurelia is the source of this 472-nucleotide messenger RNA. The record is from the annotation of a GenBank genome assembly. Lineage: Eukaryota; Ciliophora; Oligohymenophorea; Peniculida; Parameciidae.